Messenger RNA from Aspergillus fischeri NRRL 181, 3072 nucleotides. RefSeq names its product DNA ligase (ATP) DNL4. Bases 1 to 3072 code for a protein of 1023 amino acids. The record is from RefSeq and is a predicted model, not a curated record. Gene Ontology annotation, molecular function: DNA binding; ATP binding; DNA ligase (ATP) activity. NCBI's taxonomy places the organism in Eukaryota, Fungi, Ascomycota, Eurotiomycetes, Eurotiales, Aspergillaceae. The transcript is spliced from 6 exons. Gene Ontology annotation, cellular component: DNA ligase IV complex. Gene Ontology annotation, biological process: DNA recombination; double-strand break repair via nonhomologous end joining; nucleotide-excision repair, DNA gap filling.
AUGGACUCCGACGAGAUCAUUCCUGAUGAGGAGCAUCCAAAUGUUCCUGUCGGAGAUGAGGAGUCUGACAUUGACGAAAAAUAUCCCAACCGGCCCCGUAAUCAUUCCCCAACCCUACCUUUUCAUGAGCUUUUCCAGACCCUCUUCAACCCUCUGGGCGAAAUAAAAAAGAAGCCAGCCGGAGCGGUUGCGGCUCGCAGGAAAGUCGGUCCCCAUGGGCAAUCAGCGGCCAAUCUCAAUCCGCUGGAGAGACGACGCGAUGUGAUUGAGCGGUUUAUCUCGCGGUGGAGGAAGGAAGUGGGCGAUGAUAUAUACCCCGCCUUUCGACUAAUUCUUCCGGACAAGGAUCGGGACCGGGCCAUGUACGGAAUCAAGGAGAAGGCUAUCGGCAAAAUGCUUGUCAAAAUUAUGAAAAUUGACAAGAACUCCGAGGAUGGCUUAAACCUGCUGAACUGGAAGCUGCCUGGACAAGCAGCUACGUCCAGGAUGGCGGGCGACUUUGCGGGGCGAUGUUUCGAUGUCAUCUCGAAGCGACCAAUGCGGACUGACGUGGGAGACAUGUUGAUUGAGGAGGUUAACGAGAAGCUGGACAAGUUAUCGGCGGCGUCCAAGGAGGAGCAGCAGCUGCCGAUCCUUGCGGAGUUUUACCGGCGCAUGAAUCCCGAGGAACUCAUGUGGUUGAUUCGUAUCAUCCUCCGGCAGAUGAAGGUGGGAGCGACGGAGCGGACCUUCUUUGAUGUCUGGCAUCCGGACGCGGAGAAUCUGUACAGUAUUUCGAGCAGUCUCCGGCGUGUCUGCUGGGAGCUGCACGAUCCGAAUAUUCGGCUGGACGCUGAGGACAGAGGAAUCAGCCUGAUGCAAUGCUUCCAGCCGCAGCUGGCUCAGUUCCAAAUGGAUUCGUUGGACCGCAUGGUCGCUCGAAUGAGACCGACGGAGGAGGAUCCUGUCUUCUGGAUAGAGGAGAAGCUGGAUGGCGAGCGCAUGCAGCUUCAUAUGGAUUCUGACGAUUCAGUACCUGGCGGCAGACGAUUCCGUUUCUGGUCAAGAAAAGCGAAAGAAUAUACAUAUUUGUACGGCAAUGGUAUUCAUGAUGAAAAUGGGUCUUUGACGAGGCAUCUCAAGGAUGCUUUUGCAGAUGGGGUCCAGAGCCUGAUUCUGGAUGGUGAAAUGAUCACAUGGGACCCCGAGCAAGACGCUCCCGCACCUUUCGGCACACUCAAGACUGCUGCAUUGUCCGAACAGAGGAAUCCGUUCUCCACGACAGGCGCUCGGCCGCUGCUGCGUGUAUUUGACAUACUGUAUCUUAAUGGGCGAGACUUAACUGGCUACACACUUCGUGAUCGUCGCAAUGCUUUGCAGAAGGCUGUCCGCCCUGUCCAUCGCAGAUUCGAGAUACAUCCCUACGAAGAAGCUACAACUAAAGAUGAGGUCGAAGCUGCGCUCAGAAAGGUGGUAGCUGAAGCUUCUGAGGGUUUGGUGCUCAAGAACCCUCGGUCGCCUUACCGUCUGAACGAGAGACACGAUGACUGGAUGAAGGUGAAGCCUGAGUACAUGACCGAGUUCGGAGAGUCUCUAGAUCUCAUCGUCAUCGGUGGGUACUAUGGCUCCGGUCGUCGAGGCGGCAACCUUUCAAGUUUUCUCUGCGGGCUAAGAGUUGACGAUGCUCAUGCCUCUCAGGGUGCGAGCGCGUCAAAGUGCUACUCCUUCUGCAAAGUUGGAGGUGGCUUUAAUGCCGCUGAUUAUGCAAAUAUCCGUCAUCACACCGAUGGUAAAUGGAUGGAGUGGAACCCAAAGAAACCUCCAACGGCGUAUAUCGAAUUGGCAGGUCGAGAUGCUCAAUAUGAGCGACCGGACAUGUGGAUCAAGCCGGAAGACUCAGUGGUCAUCUGUGUCAAAGCAGCCUCUGUAUCAGCUAGUGACCAGUUUCGGAUUGGGCUGACUUUGCGGUUUCCACGUUUCAAAAGGCUGCGCAUGGACAAAGAUUGGAGAAGUGCUCUGUCUGUGCAGGAAUUCCUGGAUCUCAAGUCGAACGCUGAGCAGGAGCACCGGGAAAAGGAACUGAACGUGGACAAUUCCCGUAGGAAACGCGUAAAGAGGACAGCGAAGAAGCCUCUCACGGUUGCUGGAUACGACAUGGACGAAGAUGUCAAGUAUGCUGGUCCAUCUGGGCAUAUAUUUGACGGAUUGAACUUUUAUAUUCUGACAGAUUCGAGUGCGCCCGUCAAGAAAACAAAGCCUGAGCUAGAGCAGCUUGUCAAAGCUAACGGUGGCAUUUUCUUCCAAACUAACAAUGCAGCUCCUCAUACAAUCUGUGUGGCGGACAGAAGAACGGUAAAAGCUGCCUCGUUACAGAAGAGAGGCGAUGUGGAUAUAAUCCGGCCGUCCUGGAUUUUUGAUUGUGUGAAGCAAAAUGAGAUUGACGCAGGGCUACCCGACUUACUGCUCCCUUUUGAGCCUAGGCACAUGUUCUUCGCCACGCCGGGCAAGCACGACGAAGUGGCAUCCAAUGUAGACCAAUUUGGCGAUAGUUACGCUCGUAACACUACCAGCGAGGAGCUCAGUGAUGUACGCUUUCCGCAUAAUGUUUCAUUGAAGCAGGCUGAUCUCGUUAAGGUUCUGAAACAAAUGACGAAGAAGAAUCGUUUGGACAUUUCCCAGUGUCCAGAGUCCGUCACGAAACUCAUUGAACACAUCCAAGAAAGAGUCAAUUCUGGACACGAAAUGCCAUGCGGGUUGCUCUUCAAGAGUCUUACAAUACUCUUCCCACAUAGAAAUGAGGAUGUGUCGGAGUCCGAAAGUAUGAUUCCGUCGGAUGCUCACAGCCGCUUGCGUUAUGCUAUCAAUGUAGCGAGGUUUGCAGGCGCGAAUAUAGCUAAGACCUCAAGCCAUCCCUCGAUCACCCAUGUCGUUGUCGAUCCAGAAAGCUCGUCAAAAGAAAUAUCUUCGCUACGAGGGGAGUGGUCCAGGAAGCCUGGGAAGAAGUUACCACAUAUAGUCACUGUUGACUGGGUAGAAGAGAGCUGGAAGAGUCGAACGCUAUUGGAUGAGGAGAGAUUCCAGCCCAAACGAUGA